This is a messenger RNA of Dermochelys coriacea (leatherback sea turtle), 3175 nucleotides long. It is a transcript of the gene NAB2, whose product is annotated as NGFI-A binding protein 2. The transcript has 7 exons. The record is from RefSeq and is a predicted model, not a curated record. Gene Ontology annotation, molecular function: transcription factor binding; transcription coregulator activity. Bases 111 to 1604 code for a protein of 497 amino acids. NCBI's taxonomy places the organism in Eukaryota, Metazoa, Chordata, Testudines, Dermochelyidae. Gene Ontology annotation, cellular component: nucleus. Gene Ontology annotation, biological process: negative regulation of DNA-templated transcription.
GCAGCGGCGGAGGCAGCGAGCGGCCGGCGCCGAGCGGGGCAGCGGCGGCGCGAUCCAGCCGGCCCGGGGCCGCGGGGACCCCCGGAGAGCCCCCGCCCCCGCCGCUGUGCAUGCCCGGGCGGGGCGAGCGAGGCGCCGGGGAGUUGGGAGCGAGAGCGGCUGGGCGCGGCUCCAGCCAGGCCAGCCUGCCCCACGCCAUGGCCCUGCCCCGCACCCUGGGCGAGCUGCAGCUGUACCGGGUGCUGCAGCGGGCCAACCUGCUCUCCUACUACGAGACCUUCAUUCAGCAGGGCGGGGACGACGUGCAGCAGCUGUGUGAGGCGGGCGAGGAGGAGUUCCUGGAGAUCAUGGCGCUGGUCGGCAUGGCCACCAAGCCCCUGCACGUCCGGCGCCUCCAGAAGGCCUUGCGAGAGUGGGCCUCCAACCCCGGCCUCUUCAGCCAGCCCAUGGCCUCCCUGCCCGUCAGCAGCAUCCCCCUCUUCAAGAUCUCCGAGACCGGCGGGCGCAAGUCGCUCAGCAACGGGCACGCCAGCCCCGGCGAGGCCGCGGGCAAGGGGGGCAGCGGGCUGGCCACACCGCCCACCCGCAGCCCCUCGGAGCCGGGAGAGAAGCUCUCCCCCCUGCCCGCCCCCCAGUGGCCGGGGCGGAGCACCCCGGAGUCGGAGGGGGGUGGCGCGGAAGAGGACGGGGGGCCGCCCCCCUUCUCGCCGGGGGGAGGCGGGGAGCCGGCCCCGGAGCAGCUGGACCCGGAGUUGGCGCGGACGGUGGCGGAGAGCGUGGAGCGGCUGCUGCAGAGCUGCCCGCGGGGGGGCGAGCCCGAGCUGCGUGCCCUCCUGAAGCUCAACAAGAAGCUGGCCAAGGCGGUCGGGCACAUCUUCCAGCUGGACGACGGGGACCGGCGCAAGGAGGAGGAGAUCCGGCGGCACAGCGCCAUCUACGGGCGGGGCGAGGCCCGGCGCCGCGACGGCAAGCCGCUCACGCUGCAUGAGCUGACCAUCAACGAGGCGGCGGCCCAGUUCUGCUUGCGCGACCACACGCUGCUGCUGCGCCGGGUGGAGCUGUUCUCCCUGUCGCGCCAGGUGGCCCGGGAAAGCACCUACCUGUCCUCGCUCAAGGGAGUCAGGUCGCAUCCGGACGAGAGUGGAGCCGUGCAGCCCAAGAAGCUGAAGCAGGAGGUGGGUGAGCAGAGCCGCCCCGAGCCCCUGCAGCUGCCAGGGGGGUCAGAGUCCUACGCCCCCCCGUACCGAGCCAGCCUGGAGGAGGACGCGGCCAGCCUGUCGGGAGAGAGCCUGGAUGGGCAUCUGCAGGCUGUGGGAUCCUGCCCCCGCCUCACACCACCCCCCAACGCCUCCCUCGACCUGCCCCUCAGCCUCCCGCCCCAUGGGCUCUGGAGCCGUCACAUCCUGCAGCAGACGCUGAUGGACGAGGGGCUACGCCUGGCCCGGCUGGUGUCCCAUGAGCGGGUUGGGCACCUCAGCCCCUGCCUGCCGGGCAAGGCCCCGGGUCCAGAGUUCGAGGACGGGCUGGCGGAGGGGGGCCCCCCGGCCCAGGCCGAGACCCGCCAGAGCAGCGUCAAGGUGGAGCCGGAGACAAGCCGGCAGUGAGCUACGGAAGCCCCCCCUGGUUGGGGUGUGGGGCCUACAGCAGCUCCCCCCCUCCACUAACCAAGCAAUAAUCACAGGACUGGGGCAGGGGAGAACCGGCUGCAGGCCCCCGCACCGUGAUCUCUUCUGGAGCCGGAGCGUUGCCCCCCAGAGAGCCAGGCCUGGGGGCCCAAUGCCCAUGGGCACCGGUAGGCGGGACAGAGCUGGCCGAGGCCUGGCCACCGCAGGAAUAUCUCCGUGCCCAGGGAAAAGGGAGGGUCUGUGCCCCCCUGUGCCCACAGGGAGGGCACAGCGCGGUUAAUGUAACCAGCUGGUCAGGUUCUGACUGCCACCAGCCAGCCCGGAGCUCCAGCGCCCCCCCCCCCCCAAAGCCCACCCUGGCCCCCUGCACUCACAGCUGGCCGCUUUAGCUGUGGGUUUCCCCCUAGCCAGCCCCCUUUUCCCCCACCACUGGGGUGAUGUGAACUUUAACUCUUCAGUUUCUGGAUGUUUUAAGGGGGGGUGACCCCCCCCAAGAGGCAGGGAGAAGAAAGGAGCUGGGGGGACCCCAGGAAGAGGAAAAAGCUGUUGCAGGCAAAGCACAAGACCAAGGGGGGCUGAAGGGGCCCGGGGGUGAUUCUGGUGGGCUAGGAGGAGGUUUCUGAGUUCCAAGGGUCUGGCCCAGCCUCCCCCAGGAGCAGUGGAGGGGAACCAACCUGCCGGGGCUGCGGGUGAUGGGCCAGGGAUGGGGGCAGGGAGGCUAAGCCAGGCCUUACCUUCCAGUCCUGAGGGGACCCUGCCCCCCCCCCCCCCCAAAAUUUCCCCUUCCACUACUGCCCCACUGCUCCGCAUCUCCCACCCCAAAUUCACCAGCCCAGUGGUGCCUGAACAAAGGCGAUCGUCCCAGUCUGCAAGACCCCCGACCCCCUCCCGAACUGAACCCGUCCCUGCUCCUUCCCUCGCCCAGCCGAUCACUCCUGCUGGGGUGGGGUCUGGAGGGGGGGAACAUGCUGUCUUUUGCACACCAGCACCAACCCCCCUGCAUAACACACGCAGGCACCAGCUGUAUCCCCAUCCCAUGGGCUCCAGUGCCUGGCUGUUUUCACACAGCACAGGGUAGACAAUUCCCCGCCUGGAACACUGCCCCAGCCCCCAGCAUGGAGGGCAUUAGCACGGGGGGUAGGGGAGGGAGAUUUAAAGGGACAAUCAGGGUACCCCCCCCAUGUCACCAUCAAAGGGGUGGCAGAACAGAUUAAAAAGCCACCUGGCUGGCACAGUGGCCCAGCUAUAGAGUGGGGGACACCAGGGAAUGAUGGAGGGGCCCCCUCAGAACCAGUGUCACUAUCCCCCACCUCCUGCAUAUUCCACAGGAGGCUGUUCCCCUCCCUGUGACUCGCUGGGAGAUGGGGGGAGGGCAGGCUGCACUUUGGAGCCCCUGCUGGUGACGCACCCCUUCCCAGCAGCGCUGGUUCAAGACCCGUUCACGCUCCCGUAGGCUGUGGGCUUAGAGCAUUAGUGACUUUUCCUUUGCAACGUGUACAGUAGAUUAUUUAUUUUGUUAUUUUGGAAUAAAACUUUAUUUUAUGGCUUAA